AUGACUGCUCCAGCAAUUCGGAUUCCCUUUACGGGCCCUCUGCCUCCGCCGAUUAUUGUCCCUCCGUCCGCUCGCACGGUCGCAGGUGCCAUUGAUGCGCUUUUAGCCUUUUUGACGGCCCCACCGUCGCCGUACCUGCGCGGCGUUGAUGUAGGCAGGCAUUCCCAGACAGUGCUCUUGACAGGCGCUGGUAUCUCGGUAGCUUCAGGCCUGUCCGAUUAUCGGGGUGAGAAUGGCACGUACAUCACAAAUAAGACGUAUCGGCCGAUCUACUACCACGAGUUCGUCGCUCGCCAUGAGUUCCGCAAGCGAUACUGGGCGCGAAGCUUCAUUGGGUGGCCGGGGCUCCUAAAGGCAAAGCCAAAUUCGACGCACUGGGCUAUCAAAGACAUUGGUACGAAAGGCUAUAUUAGUUCAGUGGUGACGCAAAAUGUCGACUCCUUCCAUUCUGUCGCGCAUCCAGAACUACCCACACUCGAACUCCACGGCUACUUGCGUUCUGCCGUCUGCAUCAAUUGUCGAACUCAAGUCCCGCGAGACGAGUUCCAGCAAUCGCUCGAGCGGCUGAACCCCGCCUGGGCAGAGUUCCUCAAGAAAAUGGUCGAUAUUGGCGCGCUGAACGCAGACAACCCUGAGGAGCAGAGACGGAGGGGCUUGAAAAUCAACCCGGAUGGCGAUGUAGAUUUACCGGAGGCCCCUUAUUCGACCUUUCGGUAUCCAGCAUGUCCGACUUCUACGGCGGGAAUUCUGAAGCCGGCGGUCAUUAUGUUUGGAGAGAAUAUCGACCCAGCUGUCAGGCUGGGUGCAGAAGAGGCCAUCGAUGAUGCGGGCAGGCUCCUUGUCCUGGGCAGCAGUCUCGCCACAUACUCGGCGUGGCGCCUAGUGGAAAGGGCCUAUAAACGAGGGAUGCCGAUUGGCAUCAUCAACAUAGGAGGUGUCCGGAACGAGUCGAUCCUCUUUAGCAAGGCGGAACAAGAGACGGAGGCUGUAUGCCGGCAUGUCCGUUGCAGUCUCCCGUCCCAGGAUAUUCUAGGCCCUGUGGCAGCACAACUGCCUUCACUUACUCAUCAUUAG
This is a messenger RNA of Aspergillus niger, 1074 nucleotides long. RefSeq lists its product as uncharacterized. NCBI's taxonomy places the organism in Eukaryota, Fungi, Ascomycota, Eurotiomycetes, Eurotiales, Aspergillaceae. Gene Ontology annotation, molecular function: NAD+ binding. The coding region runs from base 1 to 1074 and encodes 357 amino acids. The transcript is spliced from 2 exons. The record is from RefSeq and is a predicted model, not a curated record.